Cetraspora pellucida is the source of this 3435-nucleotide messenger RNA. Lineage: Eukaryota; Fungi; Glomeromycota; Glomeromycetes; Diversisporales; Gigasporaceae. The record is from the annotation of a GenBank genome assembly.
AUGUCUCAAUUUCGAAGAACGUCAAGUAAAGGUCCGCAAAUUGUACUUACUCCCGAAGAAAAACGAGUAUUUGGUCAACUUUUCCAACUUGCUGAUGUUGAUAAAAAGGGUGUGAUCGAAGGGCAACAUGCUGUCAAAUUCUUUUCAAAUUCUGGUUUAUCGCCUUCAAUUUUGAGUGAAAUAUGGCAGAUCGCAGAUAGUGAAAAUUUGGGGUAUUUGUCGCAGCAAAGCUUUAGUAUUGCCGUAAAGUUAAUCGCUAAGGUACAAAAUGGACAAUCGCCUGAUCCCGCUAAUAUUAAUGCUGCUUCACCUCUUCCACAUUUUGAUGGUGUUCAUAUAAUCACAACCGAAGACCGAGAAAAAUAUAUACGAAUGUUUAACACGCUAAAUCCUGUCAAUGGCGAUUUGGAUGGCGAUAAAGCUAGAGAUUUACUCACGAAAUCUAAAUUAGCCUUUGACAAACUCAGCCAAAUUUGGACAUUGGCUGAUACAAGAGGGCGAGGAAAAUUGGAUAUGGCGGAAUUUAUUAUAGCAAUGUAUUUUGUGCAAAAUACUAUGAACGGUACAAUUAAAAGCCUUCCGUCUGUACUCCCGGACGGAUUCUAUGACAUGGCCUCAGGAAUAACACCAAGUGCAUCAAUAAGCACAUCAUCUUUUCCAACUUCGCCGCAACCUCCUCCUAAGCAAAUUGCUGGUGUUGUGGAUUCUCCAAUUUCUCCUGUUAUUCAAGACUAUUCAUGGGACGUGACUCUUGAAGAUAAAGCAACAUACGAUAAAUAUUUCAAUUCCCUCGACGGAAUUAGUAAUAAAGGAUAUCUCACAGGCGAUGAAGCAGCGAGUUUCUUCAUGAAAUCUAGGUUAACGCCAAAUGUAUUGGCACAGAUAUGGGAUCUUGCAGACAUCAGAAAAUCAGGUUCUCUUAAUCGUGAUGAAUUUGCUGUUGCCAUGCAUCUAAUAGUAAAAAAGAUGAAUGGAGCGAUUCUGCCUACCGUUUUACCACCAAGCCUUAUUCCACCGUCAUUGCGAUCUAUGCCUGCAAGAUCAGGAACUAUAAGAAGCAGUCCCUCAGUUCCCUUAAUUGGAAGUCCCCCAAUGGGAAAGCGCGCAUCAUUGAUGAUGUUUGAGCAAGGUCUUAAUGUUUCAUCACCAUCGCCUUUUUUUAAUUCCAAUCCUAUUUCUCAUAGUUCAAACGACUUUGAUCUACUUGGAGAUACCGAUAUAAGCACCAAAGUGGCAAUUGAAAAUGGUGAAAUUAGGGCGCUCAAGACCCAAGCAGAUAAUUUAAAUGAUGCCGUUUCAGAAUUUAAAACGAGUCGAGCUAAUAUUGACACAGAUUUGGCCAACCUUGCAAUUCAAAAAAAUGAAAUAUCAACGCGACUUUCUCAGGUUCGUACCCUAUAUGAUUCUGAGCAUAGGUCUUUACAAGAAAUUCAAGCAAAUUAUAAAGCUGAGUACGAAAUCCUUGAGCGCGCAAGGCAAGAACUCGCUCUAGCUGAAAGAACGUUAGAAAGUUUACAAUUAGAAAGAGACCAAUUCCAAGCUAGUAUCCAAAAAGAUCGUGAUGAAAUGCUGGAUAUUAAAAGAAGAAUGAGACUUGCUGAAGAAAAAAAUGUGUCCAUAAAGGCUGAAAUUGAGAAACUUAAGACAGAAAAUAGAAAACAAAAAGGACUACUCGAUAUCAAUAGGAUGCAAUUGGCAUCGGCAGAGAAAGAAAAGGAUAAAGCUUUAAAAACUUUGCAAGAUCUUGAAGGUAUAGAUAUACCAGAUGAUGAUCCAUUUGGUACUGGGGCAUUUAUACCUCCAACAGUUAAUUCAUCUGACAGUUUCUCAUCACAAGGAAAUACAAAUUCGCAACCUAACUUGGAAUUUAUUGAUAAUUCGAGUCCGUCAAGAAUCAUCAUCCAUAAUCAACAUUCUUCAAUAUCAUCUCUUGAAGGUGGUGUUAAAAGAACAAUGUCAAAUUCUUCACUUGCUUCUAAUUCCACUAUAGGUACUUCUAGUGUCAAAUCGUCAUCAUUUAGUUCUUCAAAACUGGAAGAAACCAUGUUUGAUAAAUCCAGCUCUGUACCCAAUUCUAAGCCAAUUGAUGUAAAUAAUAUAUUUGGUGAAAAUACAGUGAGCACCACUCCUCAAAACAAUGAGACUACAGUUAGUGGUUCUCGUAGUGUAAAUUCAUUUGAUACUUCAUUUAAUACACCUUUUACAGUAUUUAAUAAAGAUAUAACAAAAUCUGAUAACGUUCCACAGCAAAUUGUUGAAAAGAGUGAAGAAAAAUCGGACACUGAUCCUUUUGCAUCAUUCAGCAAUUUCAAAAGAUCAUCAACUGGUAAAACAGAUUAUACUUCAACCUUCUCAACGGCGUUGAGUUCGAAUAAUGAUAUAACAUCAGAAUCGUUUGCAACUGAGUUCCCUAGUAUAGAAGAAAUUGAAGCAUCUGUAGAAAGCGGAUCUAAAAUAGGAUUUAAUAAUGAUUUUUCUAGCAUUCCUACUAAUACAGAAAAUGAAAAUGAAAUCACUUUAAAUUCGGAAGUUUUGACUUAUAACCCUGUAUCGAGUGAACUAGAAUCCGCUUUGCCAGGAAACUCAUCAAUUGGCAAGGAGAUACCUAUGGAAGAGGUCAAAGAUAAAAUAAACGCAUCUAAUAAAGAGGUGGAAUCAUCUUCUGCUCCUAUUGCGGGAGAAAUGUCGGAAUCUUUGGGAGGAGGAUUGACAUCUCUGAAAGAUUCUGAACCAUGGAUUUCUGUAGAGAAGUCAUCUGAAUCAAAAUCUACAACCCAAAUAGAUGAUUUUGAUGCGGUAUUUGCAGACUUAACAGAUGCCAAAGUAACAAAAACUCCACCUAUUAACUUUGAUGCAGAUUUUGAUGACACAGACUUUAAGGAAGAUUUUAAUCCCACAUUUGAUGCACCUGUCACGCAUUCUAAAGUUGCAUCCAAUACAAGCAGUAUCGGAAGUAACAUGGGUGUAACCUCAUCAAUUAAUUCAACAAAAAAUAGUUCAACAGAUUUUGAUAAAUUUGGUAAAGCAUUUGGUGACUUUGACCCCUUUUCAUCAAGCGUAACUUCAAAUGCUACUAAACCCAACCUGGUAGAUGCAGCAUUUGGUGGAAUUUCAGGAGAGCCACAAAAAUCAACAAACCCAUCUAUUGGCUUUGAGGAUGCAUUCGAGGAACUACUCCUUAGACCAACGGUACCAUCCACCAAAACAGAACUACCAUUUGAUCCAAAGUCCACAACAACUAAUGAUUCAAAAAAAUCAAUUUUAUCUGAAGUUUCACAACCAAAGGUUCAAAGCAUGAACGACAAUGAUGAUGAUGUAGAGCAAGUCAAACAAUUAAGAGCUAUGGGAUUUUCGAGGGAAAAAGUUAUAGACGCACUUGGGAGAUACGAUUAUGACGUAGAAAAGGCAUCCAAUUUUUUGUUGGAAAAUCCUUGA